GUUAUACUUCUUAUCCUUGUGUGAACAACCAACAAAGCUUUAACAAUUCCUCAACUCAACCAGCAUCAACAUCUCUACAUUCCUCAUCAAAACUAGGCAAUGCACUGUCACAUGGAGUCAAAGAACCGGUUCUGGAAUCUCAACAGUCUUCUGCACAGCAUUCAUAUGACACAACUCACACUACUAGUGGAAACGGUGGUCUGACAUCCACCAUGCCAUCAUCUACCACAACACCAACAGGCAUAGCAGCUGCUACGAUGGGAGGCACGGCAACUUUAGGGUUGGCCUCAACGUCUGUUGCCACAACAGCAUCGGUUUUAAAGAACUCUCUCUCGGCUAAUUACCUUGCAGCAGGAAAAGCCAUGCCAAACAUUCCACCAGGUGUCCCACCAGCCAUGUUAGGGCGCCAGUACAUCAUGAGUCAGGCGGGUUUGCCCUUCUACGGCUUGCAGCAGCCUGUAUAUAGUUACGAAGAUAUGCAGAUACUGCAGUCCAGAUUGCCGACAUUGGGUUAUUAUGACAUGCCUUUCCAACCUACAACAAGUUUAACUGGAAGAGACCCAGGGCUUGGCAGUGUAGCAUACACAGGAGCUGAUGGAAAGUUUAAUCGAGGGGAUGCUGAUGGAUCGACAGUAGCCACAACCUUAUCUCAGGGUCAAGCGACAGGUCAAACUCAUGGCCAUCCUUUUCUAAACCCUGCUGCACUGCCCCCAGGAUAUGGAUAUUACUUUCCAGGGAUGAUGCCAGGCAGCAUGCAUCAAUAUGGAACUCCAUUUAUCCCAGUCCCGCCUGCAACAAAUGCCCAUGGUGUGUCUACCAACACUCAGUUUCAGAAAGCUUAUGGUUCACAUUCAUACACUUCAGCCUACGACAGUUUAAGCCAGACACAAGACUACUCGAAGAGUGCCUAUAGUGCUGGGUCACAAGGUCAAGGAAAGGGAGUGACAGGAUCAUUAGCUGGUACAACAGAUCUUGGUGCUUCCAUGUACAACAAAACUCAUGCUCAACUAGCAAAGUCUUUUGACAAGCCUGGAUUCCACACGGGUACUCCUCCCCCUUUCAACCUGGCAGGAACACAGACCCCUGGGCUAAUGGGAGCUUCUUCAGCUCCUUAUGCUCCAUUUAUUCCUGUUUUGACUCACGGGCAACAUCACUCGGCCGUGCUUCACCACCACUUGCCACAGGACUCCCCUCAGCCUGGAGGAACCCCUUCUGGGGGUCCCCAACGAGGAGGUCCCCAAGGGCUGGGGCAGCAGAAAGGACCAGGAGGAACCAAACAAAAUUAUUCUUAUUGGAAUCCAAACUAAACAUUAGCUAAUGGUUAACCAUUGGUUAAGCUUUGUUCAGAUGACUGGUCAUUGUUAGAAGAGGAAGUGGGGUGAAGAAGCUUUGACGUUUUCUCCCCUUACUAUAGAGUACAUAUGUGCUGUAUGAAAAGUUUGUCUUUUUUUGUCAUUACUGAACUUCAGAUUUUGUAGCCUAGAGUUGCUUUCCUUAAUAUUGCUGGUCAUGUCAGGUUCUAGUGUGUGGUAGUUUCUUAAGAUUUGUUAGCACAGGCUCCUGAGAAAGCCAUUCACAAAAUCUGAUAUUGUGUGAUAAUUUUAUCAGGUUCUUAUUGUUUUGUGAAAAAAAAUUUCAUAAAUUUGGUGUAUUAUUAGAAAAUUGUUUGUAUUAAACAGAAUACCUAUAGUGUUA
Molecule: messenger RNA, 1695 nt
Organism: Limulus polyphemus (Atlantic horseshoe crab)
Lineage: Eukaryota; Metazoa; Arthropoda; Merostomata; Xiphosura; Limulidae
Product: ubiquitin-associated protein 2-like
Exons: 10
Cellular component (GO): nucleus; cytoplasm
Source: RefSeq, a predicted model, not a curated record